This is a messenger RNA of Fragaria vesca subsp. vesca, 2064 nucleotides long. RefSeq names its product pentatricopeptide repeat-containing protein At4g11690-like. Lineage: Eukaryota; Viridiplantae; Streptophyta; Magnoliopsida; Rosales; Rosaceae. The record is from RefSeq and is a predicted model, not a curated record. The transcript has 2 exons. The coding region runs from base 1 to 1710 and encodes 569 amino acids. Gene Ontology annotation, molecular function: protein binding.
AUGUCACCAACAACGAAAGAAGCUCUUCUCCUCAUCCAAAAAAUGGUGAAAAGCCCGCCACUGAAAGCCUUGUCAAUCUUCAACUCCUCAACCCUCCAAGGCUUCCACCACACCCACCUCUCCAUCUCCUUCAUCCUCCACAAUCUCAUCUCCUCCAAUCUCCAAACGCACGCCCACUCUCUCCUCCUCCACCUCCUCUCCGGCCGAAUCUCCUCCCCGUUCUUCACCCCCUUGUCUCUCCUCCACGAUUUAACUCAACCCAACUCGACCCCACUCCCCACCUCGAGUCUUCUACACGAAGCCAUCAUCAACGCCCAUGUGCAAUCUCACUCCCCAUCUCAAGCCCUUUACUAUUUAAGCAAUAUGGUCCAGCAAGGCAUGGUUCCAACCUCGAACACUUUCAACAACGUAUUGGGUUUUCUUGUUAAGUCUCGAGAUUUUGAGAAGGCGUGGCGGGUGUUCAAUGAGUUUAAGAGUAGAGUCCAGUUGGAUUUGUAUAGCUUUGGGAUAGUUGUAAAGAGCUGCUGCGAGGGUGGUGAAUUGGAUAGGGGUUUUGGGGUUUUGGAUGAGACGGAGGAAAUGGGUUGGUCUCCGAAUGUGGUGAUAUAUACUACGUUGAUUGAUGGGUGUUGCAAGAAUGGUGAUUUGGAGAGGGCGGAGAAGAUGUUUUGUAAAAUGGGGGAGGUUGGUUUGGUGGCGAAUCAGUAUACUUAUACUGUGUUGAUUGAUGGGAUGUUCAAGAAGGGGAGGAGUAAAGAAGGGUUUGAGUUGUAUGAGAAGAUGAAGAUUAAUGGGGUUGUUCCGAAUACGCGUACUUAUAGUUGUUUGAUCAGUGGGUUGUGUAAGGAUGGGAAAAUGAGUAGUGCGUUGGAGCUGUUUGAUGAAAUGCGUGAGAGAGGAAUGGCCUGCAAUGUGGUGACAUACAACAUUAUAAUUGGCGGGUUGUGUCAAGAAAUGAGGGUUUGGGAAGCUGAGAGGUUUGUGAAUGAGAUGAAGAGGGAUGGGAUUAGUCCGAGUGUGGUUACUUUUAAUACUCUGAUUGAUGGGUUUUGUGGUAUCGGGAAGCUGGACAAGGCAAUGAGUUUGUUUGAUCAGUUGAAAUCGAGUGGACAGUCGCCAUCUUUGGUGACUUAUAAUGUGCUGAUUCGAGGGUUUGCCAAAGCUCGAAACUCUACUGGAGUCACUGAUUUGUUGAGAGAGAUGGAGAACAGAGGCAUGGCUCCUUCUAAAGUGACGUAUACAAUUGUAAUUGAUGCUUUGGUUCGGUCCGAUGACAUGGAAAGAGCGUUUCAUGUGUUCUCCUCCAUGGAGAAGUCUGGUCUGAUGCCUGAUGUCUACACCUAUGGGGUCUUGAUACAUGGAUUAUGCAUGAAAGGUAAUAUGAUUGAAGCAUCAAAGCUGUUACAAUCAAUGAGCGAUUCGAAUUUGGAGCCAAAUGAUGUCAUAUUUAAUAUAAUGAUUCAUGGCUACUGCAAAGAAGGUAGCUCUUACAGGGCACUGAGGUUGCUCAAAGAAAUGAGAAAGAAGGGGAUGGUUCCGAAUGUGGCUAGUUACAGUUCGACCAUUGGAGUUAUGAGUAAUGAUGGGAAAUGGGAAGAGGCUGAAAUGCUACUUAAAGGCAUGAUGGAGUCAGAUUUGAAACCAUCAAUUUCUUUGUAUAAUAUAAUCUCUAGGGUGAAAAAUGAUACACCGGUGAAGGUUUCAACCUGAACCUUUGAUCUUGUUCGCGCAGCACAAAUGCAGUGGAGAGAAAGUAUUACUAUUUCCCCUUAAAGCUUGUUGAUGAAUCAAACAGUACUAGCUGGACAUGCUUCAUUUCAUAAACUUGACGAGCCUCCCUGAAAACUUCGCCCACAAGGGUUUUCUGAAUUGGAUGUACAACGGUCAACCAAAGGGACGUAUGUUUUCAGAGACAAUAGCCGAAAAAGAAACACUUGUAGGUUUACUUGAGGAUGGGGUUGCUCAUGGUUCUCAAAGAUAUAUGGGAUAGAUUCGAUACCACGAGCCGGAUUGUGAAGUCACUGAAUCAGAGAUGACCUUCCCAACAUGGCAGUCCUACCUUUC